Messenger RNA from Poecilia reticulata (guppy), 5660 nucleotides. NCBI's taxonomy places the organism in Eukaryota, Metazoa, Chordata, Actinopteri, Cyprinodontiformes, Poeciliidae. The record is from RefSeq and is a predicted model, not a curated record.
UAGGAGGGGCUAAGCUGCGCCCGCACCGCGCGCGCACAGCUACUCACCUCUGACUGAAUCCCGUCUUCAACCUUUCAUCCCUCAACUUGUCCCACGCGGGGGAUGGACGCGACCGGUCGCCUCGCGUGGAGCCGCGGGUGAAGCAGAGGCGUCAGGGAGGGGAUGCUGUUGAGCCGGCGGAACCGUCGGGAAGUGGAGAGGCGUCGGUUUGGGCGUCGGUGGUGAUGUUUGAAUUGGUGACUGCAGAAACUGCCAGCGUGUCGGAGAGUCGGGAGAGCUCAGCUCACUGGUGCGCUCUUACUGGAGAGGGAGAGGAGGAACGGACAUAUGAAUGAGACUUAUCUCCCCCCUUUAGUGGUUGAGAAUUGUUUCUUUUUCUUUUCUUUUUUUUUUUUUUUUUUUUUUUUUUGAGGUUGUUUUAGUUUACCGCGCCGAAACAGUUAUUGGCACAGAUGAAAACGGGACUGACUGAGUGAAUUGCUUUGGAUGGAAUUCUUGCAUUGAUAGCUUACGAGGCCAAUAUGCCAGAAUGGGUCCUCUACAGUAUCUAUUCCUCUGUGGACUUCUGUACACCCCAAGCGACGGGUCCCGUCUUCGCCAGGAAGACUCCCCUCCUCGAAUUGUCGAACACCCUUCUGACCUUAUCGUAUCGAAAGGCGAGCCAGCCACCCUCAACUGCAAAGCAGAAGGCCGUCCCACUCCCACGGUGGAAUGGUACAAAGACGGGGAGCGUGUUGAGACGGACCGCGAGAAUCCCCGUUCCCAUCGAAUGCUGCUGCCCAGCGGGUCACUCUUCUUCCUGCGCAUCGUUCACGGACGACGCAGCAAACCAGAUGACGGCAACUAUGUGUGCAUCGCCCGCAACUAUUUGGGAGAGGCCGUGAGUCGGAAUGCUUCCCUGGAAGUGGCAUUGUUGCGAGAUGACUUCCGUCAGAACCCGCAGGACGUGGUGGUGGCGGUUGGGGAAACUGCGAGUUUUGAGUGUCAGCCUCCGCGCGGGCAUCCUGAGCCGACCGUAUUCUGGCGAAGAGACAAAACUCAACUGGAUCUCAAGGAUGACAGGAUCAUGGUCCGAGGAGGAAAGCUGACCAUUUCAAAUACUAAGAAGAGCGAUUCAGGGAUAUAUGUGUGUGUGGCCUCUAACAUGGUUGGAGAAAGGGAAAGUGAAAAAGCACAACUUUCAGUAUACGAAAGACCAGCAUUUAUGCAGCGCCCUGUGAACCAGGUGGUUCUGGUUGAUGAGAGUGUGGAGUUCAGAUGUCAGGUCCAUGGUGACCCGCCGCCUGCUCUGCGCUGGAAAAAAGAGGAUGUGGAUGUUYCUCGUGGCAGGUAUGACAUCAGAUAUGACAGAGAGGACUCCCUGCUGAGGAUAAAAAAGGCAUCUGUCAGCGAUCAAGGGACGUUUACGUGCGUAGCAGAGAACCGUGUGGGUAAAGCCGAGGCCUCGGCCUACUUGACCAUCAGAGCUCGCCCCGUUGAGGCACCUCAGUUUGUGGUGAGACCUCGGGACCAGAUUGUGGCUCAGGGACGGACGGCUACCUUUCCCUGUGUGACCAGAGGCAAACCUCAGCCUACAGUCUUCUGGCAAAGAGAAGGCAGCAAGGAUCUGCUGUUUCCCAACCAACCAGCACAGGGGGACGACCGAGUGUCUGUGUCUGUGAAUGGAGAGCUGACCAUAUCAUCUGUGCAGCGCUCAGAUGCAGGCUACUACAUCUGCCAAGCCCUCACAGUGGCAGGCAGCAUCAUGGCCAAGGCCCAGCUGGAGGUAGCAGACGCCUCCAAGGGCCGCCCACCACCCAUCAUCCGACAGGGCCCGUCCAACCAAACGCAAGCUCUGGGAGGCGUGUCCAUCCUCCGGUGCCAGGCCUCAGGAGAUCCAGAGCCGACAGUCACCUGGAGGAAGAAUGGGGCGAAUCUGCUUGGACAAGACCCACGGUUUUCCUUACUCGAGCACGGCAGCCUUCAGAUCCAGAACACAAGGCUGUCUGACUCCGGACUCUACACCUGUGUUGCCACCAGCUCCAGUGGAGAAACAUCUUGGAGUGCCUACUUGGAUGUCAAAGACUCYACUGACCUCAUGGAUUUCAUGUCGCACAACACAACCGCCCUCCCCGGGCCGCCCUCCAAGCCAGAGGUCACUGACGUUACCAAGAGCAGUAUCUCAUUGUCAUGGGAAACGGGGCCAGAGGCGGGUUCCCCAGUGUCCUCCUAUGUCAUUGAGGCUUUCGGUCAGUCAGUGAGUAACAGCUGGCAAACAGUGGCCGACCACGUGAARACCACCGAGUUUACCGUCAAGGACCUACGACCAAACACCGUGUACCUGUUCAUCAUACGAGCUGUGAAUGCUCAAGGACUCGGGGAUCCAAGCCCAAUGUCUGAGCCCGUCCGGACGCAAGACAUUAGUCCCACAGUGCAGGGCGUAGACCAUCGUCGUGUGCAGAAGGAGCUGGGAGAUGUUGUGGUCAACAUGCAUAAUCCUGUGGUCCUCAGCUCCACUUCAGUGCAGGUCACGUGGACGGUGGAAAACCCAUCCCAGUUUAUUCAAGGCUAUCGGGUUCUGUACCGACAAACCUCUGGGCUGCCCUCUCCUGGGCCCUGGCAGAUCCAGGACGUGAGGAUUGCCUCGGAGAGGGACGUCACACUGCCUGGUCUGAACAAAGGCAUCGUCUAUGAGAUCAAGGUGCGACCGUACUUCAAUGAGUUCCAGGGGGCGGACAGCGAAUCCAUGACGGCGCGCACCAUGGAAGAAGCUCCCAGUGCCCCUCCACAGCAAGUGGCGGUGUUGACAGUGGGGAGCCAUAACAGCACAUCCAUCAGCGUGUCAUGGGACCCCCCUCCCUCCGACCAACAGAACGGCAUCAUCCAGGAGUACAAGAUCUGGUGUUUGGCCAACGAUACACGCCUUCACAUCAACAAGUCUGUGGACGCCACCAUCCGUUCAGUUGUCGUCGGGGGUCUUCAGGCUGGAGUGCAGUACCGCGUGGAGGUGGCGGCAGGCACCAGCGCCGGGGUGGGGGUCAGAAGCAAACCCCAGCUCAUCAUUUUGGGUGGAGAACUGAAGGAUGUGAUGACAGGAUCGGAGGGCAACAACAGCAUCUCAGACGUGGUGAAGCAGCCAGCUUUCAUCGCUGGUUUGGGAGGGGCCUGCUGGAUUGUCCUCAUGGGCUUCAGUGCUUGGCUGUACUGGAGGAGAAAAAAGAGGAAAGGACUAAGCAACUAUGCAGUUCAGUCCUUCACCUUUACUCGAGCUGUUACGUUCCAAAGAGACCGAGGCCUAAUCAGAAAUGGAAGUCGCCCGGGGCUUUUGAAAGCGGGCGAUCCGGGCCUUCCCUGGUUGGCUGACUCGUGGCCUUCUACAAGCCUCCCGGCGAACGGAGGCUUAGGGAGUCCAAAGAGUGGCAACAACUUUGGCCGAGGAGAUGUUUUACCGUCUGCAGCCGUGGAGAAAACAGGCACCAUGCUGUCUGAUGGGGCCAUCUACAGCAGUAUUGACUUCAUGGGGAAGGGAGGCUACAGCAGCCCGGCGCGAGGCGUCCAGCCAACCCCUUACGCCACCACUCAGAUUCUUCAGUCCAACAGCUUCCAUGAGCUGGCCGUGGACAGGCCAGAUCCCCGUUGGAAGGCGUCUCUGCAGGCCCAGCAGGAAAUGGCAAACAUGGGCUACUCGCUAACUGACAGGCGACCUGGUGCUGGUGCUAAGGUUGCAAAGAAAAAGAAGAUCAAGGGAGGGACGAAAACCUCAAAAUCAAAUGGGACUUGCUGGGCAAACAUGCCUCUGCCUCCUCCACCCAUGCACCCUCUGCCAGGCACAGAGGUUGACCUUGACCAGUACCCGCAGGACAACCAUAAAGGAAGCAGCAACAGCUGGGCCCCGCCCAUGUCUAUCCAGACCUACCACCACCAGGAUUUGGACAGCGAGGCGGAGGACGAGAGGGGUCCCACUCCACCGUUAAGAGGAAGAUCCUCCUCGCCAGCUCCCUUCAGCCAGCCCUCAUCUUCCUCUCUCAGUUCUGCCCACCAUGAAGAAAUGCAGUCCAUCUUGCAGGCCCACUUGGAUGAGCUCACCAGAGCUUACCAGUACGAAGUAGCCAAGCAGGCAUGGCAUAUGAAGAGCAGCGCUAAUGUGUCCAGCACGCCGAUGGACUUCAUGUCGAGUACGCUGGGCUCUGAUCUGGGAGCAACACUCCUCUCUGAAGAUGACGAGGAAGAAGAGGAGGAGGAGGAGGAUGAAAGAUAUGCUGUGGUGUCAAAGAACUUGUGCGGCUUUGAAUACACUCCUGGCCACAGCGUGGAUAGCCUUGAAGGCACAGGGAAAUCCUCCCUCCACAGCCACACUGAUAGCUUUGGCUCCUCAGACCACGGCGCACAUGGCACACAUAGCCUCGGACACCAGGGGGCACCGCUUACUGGCCACAAACCUCAGACAGACAAGGUUGGAACUCUUCCCAGACGAAGAGACACCAACACAGACUCCCACGCGCCGGCCACAAAGUCCCUGCACAGCAUGGGGUCCCACAUGCAAAGCCCGUGGGCAGCUGCAGCACCGCACCCCUCGGAGGAGUGCAUGGUAACCGUGUCGACGCUAGAGAGACAGCAUAUGGCUUCCUGGAGUGGCACGACAUCGUCCGGCAGGGCCACCCUGGGUAGGGGUUCCCACAAGAGACCUGGCGCAGAACUCUCCCACGAUGGGCAUCCUCCCACCAACGGCACAGAGAAAAGGGAACACUAGUCAUUGUGAGGCAUCCAUCUCCUGCAGAUGUGGUCCAUCCCCAGACCUCUUGUUUUGUAAGCGCUAUGAGAUUUUCUCCAGGCAAGGAUGGUAUUUAGAAGCCGGAGAGGACAAUAAAUGGAAGAAGAAGAAGAAGAAGAAGAGCAAAAAGCGUUGAAGGAAACAUAGAGCUGUAAAUGUCAUGUACAGACACAGACACCACUUUCACAGUGUUAUUUUUACCCCCCCUUCUCUCCCCCCCGUCUUCCCCUUUUCUCUCUUUGAAAGAGUAAAUAAUAUGUUAUAUGUCCGCUUCUGUUUUCUGUCACAUGGUGAUCACACAGUGGAGAUGUGAAGAAAAAGGAACCACACAACAACAAUGACUUGUUAAAUGAUGAAAGGACUUGCAUAAUUUGUAAAUAUAUAUUUUUAAUGUUAUUUUGUUUUUCUCUUUCGUUUGCUUUGCUAUGCAAGCCGAAUCCAACCGUCUCUUUUUGUGAUUUAUUACUGUGAAUCUUUUUUUUUUUAUCUUUUUUUUAAUCAUGCUCAAACUGUUGGCUUUUUUUUUAACGAAGCUACUGUAUUGUUGUAUUUUGCACAGAGCAUUUUUUUUUUUUUACUUUUUUUGGGUGAAAAUAAGCACAAACUCGUUUUCAGCUAAGCUGAGGAGGAGAAUCAUAAUGGAAAAGAGUGAGAUCUAUAUUAAAAGAGUGGAGAGUCGGGGGUCGUACUGUAUAUUUGGCUGUGCUGUAAUCGUUUGGGGAAAUAACAGGUACACACUUGAAACUAAUAUGCCAAAAAAGAAACAAAAGACAAAAAAAAAGAAACAAAAAAAAAAAAAAGAAAAGGAACUAACAUUGCUUUCAUAUCUCUUGCUGUGAAACUCGUUAGAGAUUACGCCAAGAACUCUUCUCAGCGGGUGGCAAAGAGAACAUUAACUCUGAUAUCCAAA